Messenger RNA from Ruditapes philippinarum (Manila clam), 698 nucleotides. RefSeq lists its product as uncharacterized. The transcript has 3 exons. Lineage: Eukaryota; Metazoa; Mollusca; Bivalvia; Venerida; Veneridae. The record is from RefSeq and is a predicted model, not a curated record. The coding region runs from base 71 to 574 and encodes 167 amino acids.
UACAUCGCGACAACGUUAAAACGUUAAGAAACCUUCAUUGCAAACAGCUGCAUUUCUACAUCGUCUGCAUAUGAUUAUAAAAAGUAACAUGGAAGUUGAAAUUGAUACUACAACCAGAAAUAGUAUUUGGAAGCGUUUGUCAAGAAACAUCAGUCAAAGCAAACUCGGAGAGUUCGCACGAGCUGUCAACAGAGUAUUUUCAAGCAUCAAGAUCUGCAGGAAAAGUAGUGAAAUCAAAGUUCCAUCUCACAAGUCGUCUGCAUUUGUUUAUCCAGAUGACAGAUACCUCUGUAAUGACGAAAUUCUGCGUCAGCUUGAGGUCCUAGAAAGAAGAUUCAAUCAACAGACAGAUAUUUUUGCCAGAGCACAAGGUAAAGAAGUUCAUUUCAAGAAAGCCAAACCAUACCACGGAGAUAUUUGCCCAGACAUCAAACCUGACCCUCUGCCAUUUCUCACGGCAACCAUACGUCCUGCCCGUUACACCGAGGAAAAGUUUACUGAGCUAGAGAAGUUGGUGGAGCAAGUAAAGGAGAGGAGAGAAAGAUUAGAUAGCCAUGUUCCAAACCAACAUUAAACAUUUAAACAGAAAUCUUAUCCUGAACUUGAUAUUGGACGAGCUGGCAGUUUUUUUAUUUAAUUUUUUUCUUUACAUCCAUAAACUUUUUUUCUGCCAAAAUACACAUUUAGUAUUGCUGGAA